AUGUUUUCCCGCACGAUCCGUAUCUCGGGUAUUAGUCUACAUGUAUUGCUGCUCGGGAAUUGGCUCUGUCUUUGCCGAGCCGUGACCCUGCGUGGCUCUGAGCGGAACGACAUCGCAAGCGUCCCCUGUAAUCUCUCGCCGAGCGAAAUCUUUGCUGUUCCCAGCCUGGACCAGAAGGCGACAAAAUUGGUCCGGAGCGGUUACACAUACAACAGCAGCCAGCUGUCCAUUCUCAUUCCGGAGACGAGACCUUUGGUGACAUUACCUGUUGUGGUGCUCCAAGCACACAUGCACUUCCCAGAGCUGCGAAUACAGAUCAUGUAUGGUAGUGCCAACAAGGAUUACGUUCAUGUGCAGAAGAUCCUGGUGGAACUCCAGCAGAAAGGUGCUGUCUUUCUCACACCAAUGCCAGGAGAAGCAUAUAAUGCCAGCCAGCUUCCCAAACGCGAACGCCUCCCUGCAUACUCCAAGGCACUCUUCUCGACUGAGUUUUGGCAGUUGAUAACUACCCCGAAAGUGCUGCUUGUUCAGGCGGACUCUUGGAUCUGCAAUGGGGCACACGAGCACCUGAAAGAUUUCCUUCAGUACGAUUAUAUGUCGGGGAUCACCAAGGCUUUCCACCCAAAUGGCAUGGCCGAGGAUGCUCACUUCUGCAAGCAUCUGCAAUCUGAGAAGCUGGCUUCUGAGGACGUGGCAAUACAAUUUGCCAGGGACACAAUUUGGUCAGAGGAGCUGUCGGGGCCAUCUGGGCCUCGCCUCCCGAGCGUUGGCGUCCAUCACUUGCCAGAGUUGACCGCAGAGAACAUCCAGAAGUUCUUCGAGGACCAAUGCCCCGGUGUGAGUUUCGUGAUCCCAAGAGUGGAAGCUCUCGACAACAGCGAAGGAACCCUUGCCGACAUCCUUGUCCAGAGAUGGAAACAGGAAGAUCUCCCGCAAUCGCUGGCCUUGCGCCAGGACCGUGGUAGUAGGCUGGGCUGUCACUUGUGCAAAGAUUUGCCCGUUCGCUUGUGCAAAGACGCCGCCGUUCGCUUGUACGCGCGCACGUGCGUUUUGUGUUGGCAGGGCCAACGAAUUCGGAGUUGGUCACUUGUGAUUGUGAUAUGUUCUCCGGCCGUGAAAGUGUACCAAACGUCGGCAGGCCCGUGGUUUCUUGCAUUCGGCGUGCAUGUUCGAGUUCGCGUGUUUUGGCUUUGA
Messenger RNA from Symbiodinium sp. CCMP2592, 1194 nucleotides. Lineage: Eukaryota; Dinophyceae; Suessiales; Symbiodiniaceae. The record is from the annotation of a GenBank genome assembly.